CCGACUACGGGCACUGUCUGUACGGAGUUUGCACGUUCUCCCCGUGACCUGUAUGGGUUUUCUCCGAGAUCUUCGGUUUCCUCCCACACUCCAAAGACGUGCAGGUGUGUAGGUUAAUUGGGUUGGUGUAAAUGGGAGAAUUGUCCCCUAGUGGGUGUAGGAUAGUGUUAAUGUGCGGGGAAAGAGCUGGUCAGCGUGGACCCGGUGGGCCGAAGGGCCUGUUUCCGUGCUGUAUCUCCAAAACGAAACAAACUAAAAACUAAAACGCUCGCUCUUGUUGGUGAGAGAUGGGCAUUAGAUUGUGUUCUUGGUACUAGUCACAUCUGUGGAGUCUUUUAAGUUCCUGGGAACCAUCAUCUCCAAGGACCUUAAAUGGGGGGCCACCAUCAACUCCACAGUCAAAAAGGCACAACAGAGGAUGUACUUCCUGCGGCAGCUGAGGAAGCACAAUCUGCCACAGGCAAUGAUGGUCCAAUUCUACACGACCAUCGUAGAGUCUGUCCUCACCUUCUCCAUCAUGGUCUGGUUUGGCUCAGCCACCAAGCACGACACCUGGAGGCUGCAGCGAAUCGUCCGAUCAGCAGAGAAGGUUAUUGGCUGCAACCUUCCCUCCAUUGAUGAACUGUACACUGCAAGGGCCAGGAAGCGAGCGGGCAAGAUCAUCUCUGACCCCUCUCACCCUGGCCACAAACUCUUUGAAUCACUUCCCUCUGGAAGGCGACUCCGGACUGUCAAAGCUGCCACAGCCAGACAUAAAAACAGUUUUUUAUCCACGAGUAGUAGCUUUACUCAACAGCCAGAAAUCUGUAGCCUCCCUUUGAUCUGGUAUUUUGUUGGUUCACAUGCUUGAUCAAUGGUGUUUUAUCAUUAAUGUUUUAUUAUUAUUAAUGUUUAGUGUUUUCAGAGUCAUUCGUAACUGUCACUGUAUGUCAUGUUGUUACUUGUGGGCGGAGCACCAAGGCAAAUUCCUUGUAUGUGAAUACUUGGCCAAUCGAUUUAUUUACUUACUCUUUUGCAGCCCACCAUUACUGAUGAGUCCACAGGCAUCUCAUGGUCCAGCUGAGGUUGAAACCGGGAGCCUUGGAGACAGUAACAGCACUCAGUCUGACGAGGAAACUCAGGAGAGGAGCGUGGAGCUUGAGAAGCUACUGAAGAACCACGCAGAGUGGAUCUGGUACUGGUCCAGCCGCCCAGAAAACGUGCCCCCAAAGGAAUUCUUAUUUAAACAUCCCAAAUAUUCAUCCAGUCUGAGCGUACGGAAGACAGGGGUGAUGAAGAAAAGGGGGAUCUUCGGUUCCGAGUUUGUUGUGCUGUUCAUUCCCUCGCUCCUGAUAACUCACCUGCUCAUGCUGGGAGUGGGGAUCUACAUCGGCAGAAGGCUGGCAGCUUCCUCAGCGAGUAGCUUGUAAAUGGCCGCAGUGAAGAAGAGAUGGACACCAGUUGCUUCACUCGCCGCACACGUAGACAGGCAUAGCGGGCGCCUGGGAGAGUUACAAAGACUCCACGUGUUCCUAUCGUUCACUGCGCUCUGCGCCUCCUCUGUGCUAGUCGCCUCUUUCCUUCAGUCUUUACACUUCCAUUAGUUCUUUAUGCCAGCUGGCCAGCCUGGGUACGCCUACUAGUGGUUGGAGGGAGGAACCACCCCCGCUCCCUACACCUGUCCCUACACUGCGUCUUGUUUAGAUAAUGCUUAGAGAUACACGCUAGCACUAUCUCACACAU
Molecule: messenger RNA, 1722 nt
Organism: Leucoraja erinaceus (little skate)
Lineage: Eukaryota; Metazoa; Chordata; Chondrichthyes; Rajiformes; Rajidae
Product: BCL2/adenovirus E1B 19 kDa protein-interacting protein 3-like
Exons: 4
Coding region: 843-1409 (188 amino acids)
Biological process (GO): positive regulation of apoptotic process; mitochondrial outer membrane permeabilization
Cellular component (GO): nucleus; mitochondrial outer membrane; mitochondrial envelope
Source: RefSeq, a predicted model, not a curated record